Molecule: messenger RNA, 1350 nt
Organism: Stegostoma tigrinum
Lineage: Eukaryota; Metazoa; Chordata; Chondrichthyes; Orectolobiformes; Stegostomatidae
Product: retinaldehyde-binding protein 1-like
Exons: 8
Coding region: 154-1110 (318 amino acids)
Cellular component (GO): membrane
Molecular function (GO): phosphatidylinositol bisphosphate binding
Source: RefSeq, a predicted model, not a curated record
AAAGCUUUGUCCUGAAACUCUCUGCUACCCAAUCGUGUCAACCUUCUGGGAGAAGCAGGAGCCUUCCUUUGCUUGUUAAAGUGAACAGCUCACCACUUUUGUCUGCCUGCCAGCAGUCGGGUGUAAAAAAAGGGCCAGCACUAAAGCGAUAUCAUGGCUAUGAUUCAAACAGGAACAUUCCGGAUGGUCUCUGAGGAGGAGCAGGCUCUCCGUAACAAACUUGAGCAUCUUACCACAAAGGAUCAUGGGCCUGUGUUUGGUAAAUGUGAGACAUUACCCCUCCACACACAGCAGAAGGCUAAAGAUGAACUGAACGAGACAGAGGAGAAACGAGUGAUAUGUGUGAAAGAGCUUCAGAAACUUGUCCUUGAUUCUGCUGAUACUGGAGAGGAGAUUUGCAAGACUGUGCUUGAAAAGACAAAAGACAAAGAUGAAUCCUUCUUCCUACGAUUUGUUAGAGCAAGAAAGUAUGAUGUGAAAAGGGCGUAUGAACUUGUCAAAGGCUAUGUGCGCUUUCGGGAGCAAUAUCCUGAGCUCUUUGAAAAUCUGACACCUGAGGCUGUACGUAGCACCAUCGAGGCAGGGUACCCAGGCAUCCUCCCGAAUCGAGACAAGAACGGACGUGUCGUGCUGCUCUUUAACAUUGAGAACUGGGAUUACGAGGAAAUCACUUUCGAUGAGAUCCUUCGCGCUUACUGUGUGAUUCUGGAGAAGCUUCUGGAGAAUGAGGAGACGCAGAUUAACGGAUUUUGCAUCAUUGAAAACUUUAAGGGAUUUACAAUGCAACAAGCAUCGGGCAUCAAAGCCUCAGAGCUCAAGAAAAUGGUAGACAUGCUUCAGGACUCCUUCCCUGCCCGGUUUAAAGCUGUACAUUUCAUCCAUCAGCCUUGGUAUUUCACCACAACCUACAGCAUGGUUAAGCCUUUUUUGAAAAACAAACUUUUAGAGAGGGUUUAUGUCCAUGGUGAGGAACUGGAAGCAUUUUUCAAGGAGAUUGAUGCUGAUAUUCUCCCAAAAGACUUUGGAGGUAAUCAACCCAAAUAUGACGGCAAAAUGGUGGCUGAGAAAAUCCUUGGUCCGAGCACUGAGUCAGAAGAUACUGCCCUUUAGUUACACAAACAUAGAGUUGAAAAAACCUCAGGUAGUGAACACACAGUCUAGUUGUCAUGUAUACCUAAUUUUUUUUAAGCUGUCUACUUAAAACAUUACACAAAACAGACUGGAUUUUUCACAGUUCCCUCCAUGUUUUCCUUUAUGUACUUUCUUCGAUGGCAGACCCAAGCCACAACGAAACCAUUGCCUCUUGUUGAAAUGCAAAAUUAGAAAUAAAUUUUUUUUUAAGGAAAAGCA